Eutrema salsugineum is the source of this 581-nucleotide messenger RNA. RefSeq names its product 30S ribosomal protein S17, chloroplastic. Gene Ontology annotation, molecular function: structural constituent of ribosome. The transcript has a single exon. Gene Ontology annotation, cellular component: ribosome. The record is from RefSeq and is a predicted model, not a curated record. The coding region runs from base 9 to 437 and encodes 142 amino acids. NCBI's taxonomy places the organism in Eukaryota, Viridiplantae, Streptophyta, Magnoliopsida, Brassicales, Brassicaceae. Gene Ontology annotation, biological process: translation.
CAAAAUCGAUGGCGUCGCUGACCUCAUCUUUUCAGUCUCUGAAGCUCUCGUCUUCCAUAUUCACCCAUGGCUCCACUCCACUCUCUUCUCUCUCCAGACCCACUGUCCUUCCGAGCCCUAGGAAGCCGUGUUCAAUGCCGGCGAUCCGAGCCAUGAAGACGAUGCAAGGGCGCGUGGUGUGCGCGACGAGCGACAAGACAGUGGCGGUGGAGGUGGUGAGGCUAGCUCCACACCCGAAAUACAAGAGGCGCGUGAGGAUGAAGAAGAAGUAUCAGGCGCAUGACCCUGAUAAUCAGUUCAAGGUUGGUGACGUUGUGAGGCUUGAGAAGAGCAGACCCAUCAGCAAAACCAAAUCUUUCGUCGCGCUUCCUCUCCCUAAAAGGAACGACCUUGGAAUUCCGAUGGAAUCUCAGCAGCAGCCGGUGGGGGUUGAGUAGAGAAUCGUUGUUUGUUUGUAUGUUCGUCUUGUGAAAAUUUCACUGUAAUUUCUGUUCUUGAUACUGCGAUUUGCUUUUCCAUUUUCGGAUUUGAUUGCGAUUUCUAUUAAUGCUUUCAAUCAUCAAAAAAUCCAGUGUACUGCG